Thalassophryne amazonica is the source of this 684-nucleotide messenger RNA. RefSeq names its product N-acetyltransferase 9 (GCN5-related, putative) (gene nat9). Bases 24 to 668 code for a protein of 214 amino acids. Gene Ontology annotation, biological process: protein acetylation. The transcript has 8 exons. The record is from RefSeq and is a predicted model, not a curated record. Gene Ontology annotation, molecular function: N-acetyltransferase activity. NCBI's taxonomy places the organism in Eukaryota, Metazoa, Chordata, Actinopteri, Batrachoidiformes, Batrachoididae.
UUCGCCUAAAUAAGUUUACCGUCAUGAAGAUAAACGAGAACACUUUACUGGAAGGCGACAGAGUGGUUCUGGUCCCUUACAACGCGAACCAUGUGCCGAGGUAUCAUCAAUGGAUGAAGUCACCUGAACUCCAGCAGCUGACGGCGUCAGAGCCACUGACCCUGGAAGAGGAGUACAACAUGCUGAGAAGCUGGAGAGAAGAUGAUGACAAAUGCACAUUCAUCAUCUUGGACAAACAGAUGUGGAUGGAUCCAUGUGUAGAAGAGGAGCAGUGCAUGGUGGGAGACGUCAACAUCUUCCUGACUGACCCCACAGAUCGCUCCGUAGGCGAGCUGGAGGUCAUGAUAGCAGAGCCUGGCUACAGGGGUCAAGGCAUUGGAAAGGAAGUGACGCGCAUGAUGAUGUGUUACGGAGUCACAAGGCUCGGGAUUCGAAGAUUUCAGGCUAAAAUCGGGCUGGACAACCACGCCAGCAUCGCCCUGUUUAAAAAACUAAACUUUCAGGAGGUGUCUGUUUGUAAAGUCUUUAAGGAGGUGACCCUGGAGGUGACGGUCGACAGCGUGUGGGCGAAGCUGCAGGACAGCACGGCCUUCAUGAGAGAGCUAGCCUAUAAGCAGACCUGCAGCAGCAGACAACCUGAUUGUAACCCAAAGCCUUGUGCACCUUAAAAUAAAUAAAUAACCA